AUGUCGCCGAAGCGACGGACGAUCCUUGAGCUAAUUCGCACCGGCCACGGCAUUAACCUCAGUGCUUCCCGCACCCAUCUGCCCUCCCCCUUUAGACCCACCGAGCCCAACAAGCCCUCUGACAAGGCCAAACUUCCCCCUAUCCUUGACGUCUCGAUGUUCCCGCAUCUCGUCGAGGAGCUCCUUCUUCAUCUCGACCGCUCGACGCUCAAGAGCCUACGUGGUGUGCAUCGCUCCCUCCGCGACUAUGUUGACAUGGCAACCCUCGUCAGAGCCACUCUCACACCCCAGGGCUUCCUCCAGACCUACCUUGGCAUUAACCUCCGUAUGGGGCUUGGUAACCUCGACGCUGCCCACGCCUCCCGCAUCCGCCAUCUCAAGACCAGCGAGCUUACCCACGGCUGUGGCAAUCUUCUCGGCUGCAUUCCACCCGACCUCAAACUCGAGAUACUCGAAUGCGGAGAGCACAGCCCAUUGAUUCCUGCCCCCCUGGUCAUCACCACAACUCGUCUCUUUGGAGCCGAGCUCAAUUUUACCACUCCUGAAGGCUUUAAACUCCACAAGCCCGUCCGUGCGGCUUUAAAUCCUUGCGUAGCAGCCGAGGAACUCGUCUGGAUAUUCCAAUUCAAGGACACGAAGAACUGGUGGCACUCACGUUUGCGCAGCGUUGACUCGUUCUACCCACACUUUGAUACCCAGUUCCUCGGCAACCCUUACGAUCAGCUAGAGCCCAACAGUCUGCACGGCGGUGCCAAGCUCCGCUUUCCAUCUAAUGUUAAGCGCGUCCAGUUUCGUGCCGAGCACGUGCCAGGAGAGUCAUUCUCUUUGAGGUGGGCGGAUCAGAUGGUUUACCCUGUUCUGCAGGGCCUUGCUUGUAUGAUCGCCGACCAGCUUGACGAUAUCGACUUCACAUUUGUGGGAAACUGGGAGUUGACCUGGAUCGGCCCCAUUGACGCUGAGAACCUCACUUUCAAUGACAUGUUCACCCUGCUGGUGGCACAGAGGCGCGCGGAGAUGGACAAGAUGGACGGCAUCACCCAUGUUUUCGGGGAGGAACUGAGCGCGUUGAUGUUCGCGGACUAUGAUGAUACAGCAGAGCUCAAGAUCAGCCAGAUUGUUCCGGGCGCUUGGGUUUAG
Cutaneotrichosporon cavernicola is the source of this 1137-nucleotide messenger RNA. RefSeq lists its product as uncharacterized. The record is from RefSeq and is a predicted model, not a curated record. Lineage: Eukaryota; Fungi; Basidiomycota; Tremellomycetes; Trichosporonales; Trichosporonaceae. The transcript has a single exon. Bases 1 to 1137 code for a protein of 378 amino acids.